CGGAGGCUGGAGCUUGGCGUCGGGAUGCAGCGCCCCGGGCCCUUCAGCACCCUCUACGGGCGGGUCCUGGCCCCGCUGCCCGGGCGGGCCGGGGGCGCGGCCUCUGGCGGAGGCGGGAACAGCUGGGGAGUCCUGGGUUCCCACGUGCAGCCUCCCGGCCGCACGCAGUCCGGGACCCGCGCCGGCGUCGGCAGCACAGGUACCUACGGCGGGGAGGCCAGCAGCGCCUGCCCGGCCCCCUCCACGAUGUCCAAGGCCGAGGAGGCCAAGAAACUAGCGGGCCGCGCGGCGGUGGAGAACCACGUGAGGAAUAAUCAAGUGCUAGGAAUUGGAAGUGGCUCUACGAUUGUUCAUGCAGUGCAGCGAAUAGCUGAAAGAGUGAAACAAGAGAAUCUGAACCUUGUCUGCAUCCCCACGUCCUUCCAGGCCCGUCAGCUCAUUUUGCAGUACGGCUUAACUCUCAGUGACCUGGACCGACACCCAGAGAUUGACCUCGCCAUCGAUGGUGCUGAUGAAGUAGAUGCCGAUCUCAAUCUCAUCAAGGGUGGUGGAGGCUGCCUGACCCAGGAGAAAAUUGUGGCUGGCUAUGCCAGCCGCUUCAUCGUGAUCGCUGACUUCAGGAAAGAUUCAAAGAACCUUGGGGAUCAGUGGCAUAAGGGAAUCCCCAUUGAGGUCAUCCCAAUGGCCUAUGUCCCAGUGAGCCGAGCUGUGACCCAGAAGUUUGGGGGCGUGAUUGAACUUCGAAUGGCCGUCAACAAGGCAGGUCCUGUGGUGACGGAUAAUGGGAAUUUUAUCCUGGACUGGAAGUUUGAUCGGGUGCACAAAUGGAGUGAAGUGAACACAGCUAUCAAAAUGAUCCCAGGUGAUGUGUGGUGGACACAGGCCUUUUCAUUAACAUGGCUGAGAGAGUCUACUUCGGGAUGCAGGACGGCUCUGUGAACAUGAGGGAGAAGCCUUUCUGUUGACCCUGCAGGAGCAGAGUGUGUUCACCUUGGUGGACAUGCCUCUCCAGGAGCCUUUGCCUUAAUGUACCUGUGCCAGAGGGAGAGCUGGUGGUGGAGGUGGGAGUGGGGUGGGGGGUUAACUCCAGUCUUCUGAAGUAUUGUUAUUUAAUGUCUUUUUAAAAAGAGAGUUAUAAAUAUAUAUAUUUUUACUAUUAAAAAUACUCAGUUU
This is a messenger RNA of Neogale vison (American mink), 1173 nucleotides long. It is a transcript of the gene RPIA, whose product is annotated as ribose 5-phosphate isomerase A. Gene Ontology annotation, biological process: D-ribose metabolic process; pentose-phosphate shunt, non-oxidative branch. The transcript has 9 exons. Gene Ontology annotation, molecular function: ribose-5-phosphate isomerase activity. Gene Ontology annotation, cellular component: intracellular membrane-bounded organelle. Bases 25 to 939 code for a protein of 304 amino acids. Lineage: Eukaryota; Metazoa; Chordata; Mammalia; Carnivora; Mustelidae. The record is from RefSeq and is a predicted model, not a curated record.